Drosophila sulfurigaster albostrigata is the source of this 2680-nucleotide messenger RNA. RefSeq names its product ceramide phosphoethanolamine synthase (gene SMSr). Bases 283 to 2115 code for a protein of 610 amino acids. Gene Ontology annotation, molecular function: ceramide cholinephosphotransferase activity; sphingomyelin synthase activity. Gene Ontology annotation, cellular component: Golgi membrane; endoplasmic reticulum membrane. Gene Ontology annotation, biological process: ceramide biosynthetic process. The record is from RefSeq and is a predicted model, not a curated record. NCBI's taxonomy places the organism in Eukaryota, Metazoa, Arthropoda, Insecta, Diptera, Drosophilidae. The transcript has 4 exons.
CAAGCAGGCAGUCGCUGGAAUUUCGAGAGCUACUAACAACAAAAAAGACAAAAAUUGAACGUGUGUGUUUUGAAAAACAAAUGUUAAAACGUAAAAUUAUGUGUCGCUGAUAGGAGGCCAAUGAGUAAUCAGCUCGCCAGCGCUUAAAAUGCUUCACUCGCGCAUCCAGUUCGCCAACUUUACAAAACUUGUCAAAAUUUGUUGAUAAUAGAGAAUUUGUACAAACAAAAAUUAACCAUAAAAAACGCAAAAGAAGAAGAGAAAAGAAAGCUUUAAGCAAUAAUGUGCGACGAUGACGGUGAAAUUUGUGAGUCAGCGACACCGGCAACGCUGACUUCAAGUCCAACUUCAACGUCAACAGCUGAUGGACAUUAUCUCAACUACAAGACACAACAACAAAGAAAACAUAGCUUCAAUUAUAAUAGCAAUAACAAAGUGGAGCAAAUUGAGCACUGGCAGACGACGGAUGUGAUACAAUGGCUGCGCAACAGCAAGGAUCAUUUCUCAGGUCAACUCAUCUCCUGUAUCAAUUCGGAGGCCAUUGAUGGUCAGGUGCUGCUCACAUUAAGCGAAUCGGAUGUGCGUGAUUUUCGCUAUAGGCUUGGCUACUCUCAGGUGCCCUUUGGUGAGCUGAAGCGAUUUUGGUUGCUCGUCAGUCAAUUGCAGCAGCAAUGGACCCACGAGCAGCGACAAAAGUAUCAGCAGCUCCAGCCACAGCACCAGUAUCAGCUGCACGGUGUCCUAACAGAUGCGAUCCACACAUCCUGUGUGCAGGGUGGCAACGCCACCGCAGCCACCAUGACAAACGAAACGUGCCCCUCCCCCUCAACGUGCCAGGACUGCCCAGGUUACAAUUGCAGCAGCAGCAACGGACAACGCGACUGCAGCAGCAGCAAGAGCAGUCAACGUUUGGUGGCACCCGAAUACUUCAAGACGGCCAUUAGCUUAGGCUAUUCGUUUGUGGUGACAUGGAUAACUUCGUUUGUCAUGGUCAUCGUGCAUGAACGAGUUCCCGAUAUGAAACGUUAUCCACCGCUACCGGAUAUAUUCCUCGACAAUGUUCCCCACAUUCCCUGGGCCUUCAAUAUGUGCGAAAUAACGGGUUCACUUUUAUUUACCGUCUGGCUGAUUGUGCUCAUCUUUCACAAGUAUCGAAUGGUGUUGUUGCGUCGCUUCUUCGCAUUAGCUGGCACCGUUUUUCUGCUGCGCUGCGUCACCAUGCUGAUCACAUCGCUGAGUGUGCCUGGUACGCAUCUGCAGUGCAAUCAGAAGGACUUUGCCAUCGAUGAUCCCAACGUGGAUAUGAUUGGUGCGUUGGUCAUACGCAUGACACGUGCCUAUCGCAUCUGGAGUGGAUUGGGAAUGUCCAUCCAAGGGGUGCGCACGUGUGGUGAUUACAUGUUCAGUGGACACACGGUGGCAUUGACCCUGCUCAAUUUCUUUAUUACCGAAUAUACGCCGCGUAAUCUGUACUUCCUGCAUACGAUGACUUGGCUGUUGAAUAUGUUUGGCAUAUUCUUUAUAUUGGCUGCCCAUGAGCACUACUCCAUCGAUGUAUUUGUGGCCUUUUACAUAACGUCGCGUCUCUUUCUUUAUUACCACACGUUGGCCAAUAAUCGGGCUUUGAUGCAAAGCGAUUCGACGCGCACUCGCGUCUGGUUUCCCAUGUUCAGUUACUUUGAGAAUCAUGUGGAUGGCAUGAUACCCAAUGACUUUGAUACGCCCGGUUCGCUCAUCAGUUCAAUGAUCGAUCAGUUGUGCUGGCUCAAGGAUCAACUCGUUUGGGUCUUGCAAGGCAUCACAUUGCCAAAGGCGGCGAAGUCCUUGCAAAUGUUUAAUAGCUCCGAAUCGGAACUGUGCACACAUCCAGCUGGCUCACCUUUUCAUAAUUCACAUCAAUCGAUGGGCAGUGGCAUGAACAAUGUGCGUCCCACAUCGAACACAAGGCCCACGACACCGAUUAAGUUGUCACCACAACCGGUUAGACGAACAAUUCCUUUGGAUAUUCCUACGCCAGUUACAUCUGUACCUCAAGUGGCAAAAAAGAACAAAUGCUACGACUCCGCAGCAGGUGAAACGUUCGUUGGUCGAUGCCAGCGUAAGUCCGUAUGUUAGCGAUAUGAUUAAGAAGGAUGCAAAGGACGCGACACAGCAAGCGACAAAGAAGCAGCUCUGAUUCAGUCUUCCCACACUCUGCUGGCUUACAUUUCUUAUUUGUUUAUCGUCGUUCCACGAAAAGGAAAAAAAAACAUUGCAAAAAAGCACCGACUGAUAAUUUUUACUUUAAAAUUGUUUCUAAUCCCCCCUUUUUCUUCAAUUUUUGCAGCAGCACCUUUAUUUGUAUUAUCUACUCUAUAUACCAAUUGUAGUGCCUUCCGAUUAGUCCCAUUUUCAGGCAUCAAAACGACCUUCUCCUUAUCUAUAUCAAUAGAUAACUCUUAGUUAACUAACUGGAUCAAAAGUGUUCGCAAUUCGCAUGAAAAUAUUGCAUAGAACUUGAAAUGGCUUAUUGAUGAUAAUCCUCAUUCCGUUCAGUUUAGUUAUAAUAUUACGAUUAUUAUUAUUAGUAAAUAAUUCUAAGCAUAAAAUAUAUCUUUAUUUAAGUUAUUUAGUAAUAAGUUUAAACGUUUUUGUUGAAUGCACAAAAUCCAAAUAAAUAAAAUUUCAAUAUGAAGCGGAA